AUGACAGAGACGCAUCGCCCUGUGGCUGUGUGGCUUUCCUUUUUAGAGGAAUGGACAGAGGAAGCUCGCUUGCGUGGUGCCAAGUCCGCCGCCGCUUACUUGAAAGCCCAUCGAUCGUUGUCGGCAUGUGAAGAUCCGCUAGUCCAUCCAUGCGAGACAGUGCGUUUGCGUGGCAUUGGCGACUCGAUCGCCCAGCGAAUUGAGAAACAAUACGAGGCAUGGUGUACGGAGAACAAUGUUCCUAUGCCACAGAGACCCUCUGCAUCGUCGGGCGAAACAUCAUCGCGUACGUCCCAAGAACGCACGGCAACGCGUCGUCCACGUCGCGUCAAGACCUAUGUUCCUGAGCCUCGUUCAGGAGCGCAUGGCAUUUUAGUGGGUCUAUACGCCAAAGUGCUGGAAGAGCAAGAUGAGGAAGCGUUCCUUGGGAAAACAGAGCUCAUUGCUCGUGCGCAGCCGUUUUGUGACACCGACUACCUCGUUCCCGGUGGCGGCUCAAGUACAUCCAUCCCAUCUUCACUACGACGCCGUGGCAUGCCAGCAGCAAGUCAACCUAUGGGCUCCUCUCGACGGUCCUACAUGACAGCAUGGCAGGGAAUGAAGACCCUGAUCGACAAAGGUUAUGUGUAUCGAUCAGGGAACCCUGCACGGUUUUCCCUCAGCGAUGUGGGUUUGCCUGUAGCGCAUGCGCUAGCCGUCGCAGAAGGGAUAGCUGCUGCAAGUAGCACGUGUGUGCAACGAGCAUCAGGGACGGAAGCUAGGGAGCUCAGCUGUGACAUCGCUAUGCCGCCGCUACCAGGUACCUAUGAAUCGUCGCUCGAGAUACGACCGUCUAUGCUAGCCGUGCAAGACCCCGUACCAGAGAAUACGAGUACGAGAUACAUCCAACCGGAUACCCCUCAAUUGUAUUUGCCUUCGCGUACAAAACCUAACGAGCAUCGCGACCCUGAGAAUGUGAUUGUCCUUGAUGAUUCAGAAGACGACGAAAUGUACGUCGAAGUUGUAAUGCAGUCUGAUGACGAUGACGAUGUCCAAAUCACUACGACACCAAUACCUGCAGAGAAACAAAUACUUACGGAACCUAAACGGAUCGAGAUUUCAUUGCUCGACUCGUCCCCCUUGAUUGUUCGAUCGAGUUCACCUGCGUCACCGUACGUUCAAGAGGAAUCAGAGACAUUGUGCACCAUUUUACCUCCUGAAUCGUACGAGAUUUGCAUGAUUCUGGAUCAUCGUGAAGUGCGUGUGCGCUCUACCACGACCUCCCAUGAUGCGAGCGCACGUCGGAUUACGUUUGAAGAGGCCAUGGAGCAACGUGGAAUUCCUUGUGAACUGCGUGCGUUGGAAAUGGGUGACAUCCUAUGGGUAGCUCGGCCUAAACCAGAUCUGCCUCCUGCUACAGCGCAGGUAUGGUCGCGCAUUGGCGAAGUCGUAUUAGAUGCAGUGAUUGAACGAAAACGGCUGGACGACCUCACCUCGAGUAUCUUCGAUGGGCGUUGGCACGAUCAGAAACUACGUCUACGACAAUCGGGAAUGGGCCAUAUCGUAUACCUUAUUGAGGAUAUCAACGUCGCUCAGCUGGUGCAGCGAUACGGCCAACAAAUCCAGACAGCUCUAAGCAGCACACAAAUCAUCGACGGCUUCUACGUGCACCGCACAGCCAACGGGCAAGCCACAGCUGAUUUUUUGGCCAUGAUGCAUCAUGCUGUGGAAAGUAUGUACAAGGCAUGUCCAUUGCACGUCCUUCGUGAAGAGCAGUUGGAUCGCACACAGUACAGCGAACUGCAGCAGACACUGCGUAUGAAACACCCUGCUACGCGAUUCCACACAUCGUUUCACACGUUCCAGCAACUGCACAGCAAAGGAAGUAUAGGGUCCACGUUGCAGGAUUUAUGGACGCGGAUGCUGUUGUGUAUUCGGGGUGUGUCGCCAGAGAAGGCACAGAUCAUCGUACAUCGAUGGUCUACACCGCAAGCGCUGUAUAUGGCGUAUCAGGCUUGUGCCUCCGACGAGGAUGCCCAGACGCUGCUGUGCCGGACAUUGGAUCCACAGGUCUGUAUCCCACGUCGUCGCAUUGGCCCAGCGUUGAGUCGUAGGAUCUGGUUCGCCCUGCACGAAGAAGCCGGUUUAUGA
Messenger RNA from Malassezia pachydermatis, 2130 nucleotides. Its product is annotated as crossover junction endonuclease mus81. Gene Ontology annotation, cellular component: Holliday junction resolvase complex; nucleus. Gene Ontology annotation, molecular function: crossover junction DNA endonuclease activity; DNA binding; 3'-flap endonuclease activity. The record is from RefSeq and is a predicted model, not a curated record. NCBI's taxonomy places the organism in Eukaryota, Fungi, Basidiomycota, Malasseziomycetes, Malasseziales, Malasseziaceae. The transcript is spliced from 3 exons. Gene Ontology annotation, biological process: double-strand break repair via break-induced replication; resolution of meiotic recombination intermediates; DNA catabolic process. The coding region runs from base 1 to 2130 and encodes 709 amino acids.